Messenger RNA from Pyricularia oryzae 70-15, 2391 nucleotides. RefSeq names its product nicotinamide mononucleotide adenylyl transferase. Bases 1032 to 1895 code for a protein of 287 amino acids. Gene Ontology annotation, biological process: NAD+ biosynthetic process. Lineage: Eukaryota; Fungi; Ascomycota; Sordariomycetes; Magnaporthales; Pyriculariaceae. The transcript has 6 exons. The record is from RefSeq and is a predicted model, not a curated record. Gene Ontology annotation, molecular function: nicotinate-nucleotide adenylyltransferase activity; nicotinamide-nucleotide adenylyltransferase activity.
GGUGCAUUGAGUUAAUGUAUUAUGUCGUACGUGCGUACCUUAUUUGGGUUGCUUUUGGAUGUCUCACUCCUAUCUGAUGUUGCAUGUUGGCUUGGAGGAACAAUCGAGGCUGUAUCGCACUACUGUUCUUUGUUCAACAAAGAGUCUGUUGAAGAAAUUAAAAAAAAAAAAAAAAAAAAACAUAUACAAAAAAAAGACAGCCGCCGGACUUGGCCCCGCCCUGAGCACCUGUUCAACAAAUAUGUGCUAAGAGCCUGAAGCGACAACCCGGCCCGCUCUCAGUUCUUAAAUACCCACUCCGCCUCUGGACGACCCUGCCUUACCUUGGGUACGCCUGUUACCUGAGGUACCGUACCUUUUGCACAAGAGUUACUUGAGCUGCUAAGCUUGCUUACCUACCUACCUACCUCUCAAGCCUCUCUGGCCCCCACUGCCUGCCCCAACUUACCUAAGUCACUGUACCAAAUAUUACCAAACUGCGCGCUAUUCUCUCUACCCCCGUGCCUGUCUUGCUCUGUCAGUUCCUUCUUUGUACACGACAACUCUCGACAAAUCAUUUUGUGUUCACUCAGAGCUCCGGCUCUUGUCACGAUUAAAGGGGUCUUUACUGCGAUCCAGAAUACCCCUCUGGUCUUAUUCUCUUCGCCAGGAGUGACUGAAGUCGGUACGAAACCGGCUUCUUGUUUCCUUGGCGCCUUACCGACCUGUACUACCACAAUUGACAUCAGCGGCUUGCUUGCCGCUCGCCGACCUCCAGCCGCUACCGCCGCCGCCGCUGCUACAGACUGUCCGGUUGUUGGACUUGUACUGCGGUCGGUCGGCCACCAUACUCACUCAGUUUGCGCCAGCGUACGGCGCGAUCGCUACCAACCAAUCUUUUUUAUUUAUUUUUAUUUAUCAGUUUCCAGUUUCAUUACUUAUCGCUUCUAUCACUAGUCUAGUAGCAUCCGCUACGGCAAACGGAACUCCGUCACGAGUCUUUUUACUGUCAUUGGGAUUCGACCGACGGUCGGCUUCAACAACUCCACACUAUGGCUGCCACAAUGUCAAACGCAACCUCUCCCACGCCUCAGUUCCCGCCCACGACACCGGGAUACACGUUUCCUGUCGACAAACUUCGGACUCGCCAGACGCAAAAUGAAAGGACUCCUUUGGUGCUGGUGGCCUGCGGGUCGUUCUCGCCCAUCACAUACUUGCACUUAAGAAUGUUUGAAAUGGCUCGUGACCACUGCAGCCUAAACACAAACUUUGAGGUUGUCGGCGGCUAUAUCAGCCCCGUGUCGGACGCAUACAAGAAGGCUGGCCUCGCUCCGGCACACCACAGGAUCAACAUGUGCAAGCUGUCACUAGCAUCAAGCUCUUGGAUAAUGGUCGACGAGUACGAGACAUCGGUUCGGAACCCGACGACAAACGAGCCCGCCUACACUCCGACAGCCCAGGUCCUAGCCAAGCUGGACCACGAAAUCAACACCGUUCUGGGUGGAAUUCAGUCAGCAGAUGACCCAAACAAGAGGACACGCGCACGCAUCUGUCUGCUCGCCGGCGGUGACCUUGUGCUCACCAUGUCAACACCGGGCCUCUGGGCUCCUAGCGAUCUCGACGUAAUUCUUGGACCCAAAUUCGGCGCCUUCAUCGUAGAGCGCUCGGGUACCGACACUGAAGAGGCACUUGCGAGUCUCCAGCGGUACAAGGACAACAUCUGGGUAAUUCCACAAGUCAUUCAGAAUGAUGUCAGCUCAACCAAGAUCCGCCUGUUCCUUAAGAAGAACCUCAGCAUCCGUUACUUGAUCCCAGACCCUGUUGUCAGGUACAUAGAGGAGCAUGGUCUGUUCAACGGCGAGUUUUCCGGCGCCAGCAGCUCUAAGGAGGCAGAACCAAGUCCUUCUACCGCUUAGACAGCAUAUACCAAUUACUUGGUCAAACUUGGCUUUUCGGCACUUCUCUUUUGGAUAUUAUCCCGUCGUUGGACGCCUUCUGACAAAUGGCCCAUUUAGCUUGGGGCUUGUGGAAUGUUGGCUAUCUAUCCUCGCAAGCACAACGACAUUGGACAUAAAUUGUGGAUUGUUGUCAGUACGACAGCUUGAUGGGUGGACACUUGGCUUUCAGUAACGAUUCCCGAAUUGCUGCGCUCAGUUCAGCAUCAUGUUUUUCUUUCUUUUUUUUCGUUUUGAAGUAUGUUCCACGGGUUUUCUCUCUUCCCCCAACCCCCUUUUUUCAUUUUUGGUGUCAGAGUAGGAUACUUGCCGUUUUGUUCAAUGGUAAAACAAAAAAACAAAAACAGUCAGUCUCCGACAGCGCAACUAGAUCAUACUUUGUUUGUACAGAAGCAACAACAGAUUGUUGCGGUCUCUUAUUAGAAGACAAUUCCUUUUAUCAAUCCUUUGAAUUCCA